Ciona intestinalis (vase tunicate) is the source of this 2308-nucleotide messenger RNA. Its product is annotated as beta-1,4-galactosyltransferase 4. The record is from RefSeq and is a predicted model, not a curated record. NCBI's taxonomy places the organism in Eukaryota, Metazoa, Chordata, Ascidiacea, Phlebobranchia, Cionidae. Gene Ontology annotation, molecular function: galactosyltransferase activity. Gene Ontology annotation, biological process: carbohydrate metabolic process. Gene Ontology annotation, cellular component: Golgi apparatus.
GUUUUAAUAUAUAGUAUGUGGAUGGUACCAGUCGGCAACAUAUAUCCAUCGUAUGUUGCAUUUUGUUUGUAUAGAAUAUGUCGUCAUAGGUGCGUUUGUUCGGUCGUUUAAGGGUUUUGUUACGUAAUGCAUUAGACAUGUAGUUAUGUUUUUAAGUUGAGAAAACGCGGGAAAUAUUUUUGAUUAGUUCAGCAAGCAGUUUGUUGUGAGACAGAAGUCGUGACAUCGAGUUUAUUGAGAUUUGCAGUCAGAAAUAUUGCCCGAUAAACAGUAUCUCAAUUUAACAAGAACAUUUCAAUGGAACAAUUGCACAAAAUUGUCAACCGUUUUGGUAAAUCAACCAAGGUGAAGUUGUUAAAACUGACAUGCUGCGUUUUUCUGGUUCAAAUCGGCUUGCUACUGAUCGGGGUUACGUGUUUUCGGUAUGCAUCGUCCAGACCUGAACCUUACCCCGCCUUACAAAGAUUGGUGAAUCAUGUUGAUCGUUUCUUGUGGUCAAGAUUUCAUUUAGAUUCUAUCAGCGUUGAAUUAGAAGGUGAUGACGUUGUAGGGUAUUUACCGUCCACGUCAAAAGUAGCAUCUGAUGACGCCACACUUGAUUUUUGCGAUCCAUCCGCGGCAAAGCUGAUUGGUGCUUUAAUGUUUCCACUACCACCUACUCCCCCACCAAGCUAUGACGUCAUAAGUAAGAAUAAUCUUCAAGUAACACCUGGCGGUAGCUACCGACCACCGAAAUGUCGUGCUCGUUAUAAAGUGGCGGUUAUUGUUCCGUUUCGUGACAGAGAGAAUCACUUGAAACAUUUGCUGAGUCACCUUCACCCGAUUCUGCAGCGUCAGCAAAUCGAAUACACGAUCUACGUCAUCCGUCAGGUUCAUGGCUCUUUGUUUAACCGAGCCAUCUUAAUGAAUAUCGGGUUUGCACAAGCUUUACUUGAAGAUGAUUACGACUGCUACAUUUUCCAUGACGUCGAUUUGCUGCUUGAAAACGAUCAUUGUACUUACCACUGUCCGAAAAUUUCCGAUCACGACCGAAGUAAUCCGAGGCAUUUGUCGAUGUCUGUUGACAAAUUUCACUACGGAACAAUGAGCUACGACCUUGGCCUCUGUUCUCCCAUUCCAUAUGAAGCGACUAAAAUGGAAGUUUUUGGAGGUGUAUCGGUUUUCACGAAGGAACAAUUUCUCAGCGUGAAUGGAUUUUCCAACUUAUACUGGGGUUGGGGGGCAGAAGAUGAUGAUUUGUUUCUUAGAACUUGGAGAAGAGGUUAUAAAAUUGACCGAAGUGAAACAGAGAAAUGCACGUAUCGUAUGAUCGCCCACUCACACGACGGUGAAAACCCAAUGAGUGCCAUGCGUUAUCUUCUUCUUAAACAAUCUUUGCAGCGACAGAACCGAGAUGGAUUAAGUAAUCUCCGGUAUCGUGUUGUUUCAAAAACUCAACUUCGGUUGUUUACGAACAUAACCGUUGAUGUAGGAGGACCUACACCAAAACUACUCAAACUUAUGCAGAAGAUGAAAAAGAAUUUCGGCAACGAUCGUCUCUUCUCAUGCUUUGACGCACUCCUUUGGUUGUAUCAUCAACUCGCCGAGGAUCAACCACCUGAAAAUAAUGGUUAACGUGACGUAACGAUGAUGUAAGCAUGACGUCAUUACAUCAUGCACAAUUAGCUCAUCAAAUAUCUCAUGCAAUGCGUAUGUAGAUUCGGUUAAACGGCAAUACAAUAUUUGCAUAACAAUAAACAGCACCUCGCUGUUAUUAUUAUUCUCAUAUCUUCCGGCAUUUUGCGUUGAUGGGGAAACUGAAGGAUCCAGUUACCAACUGUUGCUAGAACAUUCAAUUAAUAUUUUCCUGCUUCUAUGCAACGGAAGGAACUACGAAUUUUCUCAUUCUAUUUGGGCGUUUCAUCUUAUGCAAGACACGGUUGUGUUUAUUCGAAAACAACAUUUAGACGAGUGUAGCUCGCACUAGAAAUUAUUGUUUAAUUUUACUUGGAAUCACGCGUGGUUAUGUUGAGAAUACUUUCGUGUUUUCUGAUCCUGUGCAUUGGAAAUGUGUUAUCGCAAGGGUGGGGUACAUGGGGUAACUACAUACCAAGCCCCACUGCAGCUACAAGAGAGCGAUCGAGGAACUGCACACCAACUGCUACGACCACGUGUAGAAAUGAUUAUUAUAUGGAGAUGUACACCGGAUGUGCCAACUUGCAGUGCGGAAACAGUGUCGGUUUUAUCAACGAGGUUGUCUCGUCUUGUACCGGUGUAUGUGACUUGGCCACCACCUCCAGCACUUUAACUUGUUCCACCGAAGCGGGUU